Rhinopithecus roxellana (golden snub-nosed monkey) is the source of this 4698-nucleotide messenger RNA. RefSeq names its product ninein like (gene NINL). The record is from RefSeq and is a predicted model, not a curated record. NCBI's taxonomy places the organism in Eukaryota, Metazoa, Chordata, Mammalia, Primates, Cercopithecidae. Gene Ontology annotation, molecular function: calcium ion binding. Gene Ontology annotation, biological process: microtubule anchoring at centrosome. Gene Ontology annotation, cellular component: centrosome. The coding region runs from base 105 to 4274 and encodes 1389 amino acids. The transcript is spliced from 24 exons.
GGCCAGGAGGAGUGUUGCGUCGCGGCCUCCAAACACAAAGAGCUGCCGGCUGGACUGGGGUGGUUCCGCGCUCCUGGCCCAGGCGCCUCCCAGCUUGCUAUGGGAUGGAUGAAGAAGAGAACCACUAUGUCUCGCAGCUCAGGGAAGUCUACAGCAGCUGUGACACCACGGGGACCGGCUUUCUGGGCCGCCAGGAGCUGACCCAGCUCUGCCUUAAACUUCACCUGGAGCAGCAGCUACCUGUCCUGCUGCAGACACUUCUCGGAAACGACCAUUUCGCCAGGGUUAACUUUGAGGAAUUUAAGGAAGGUUUUGUGGCUGUGUUGUCAUCAAAUGCUGAUGUUCGCCCCUCAGAUGAAGACAGUAGUUCUUUGGAAUCAGCUGCCUCCAGUGCCAUCCCUCCAAAGUAUGUGAAUGGUUCUAAGUGGUACGGCCGUCGGAGCCGGCCCGAGCUAUGUGACACUGCCACAGAAGCCAGACAUGUGCCCGAGCAGCAAACCCAGGCCAGCCUGAAAAGUCAGCUCUGGCGCUCAGCGUCUCUGGAGAGCGUGGAGAGUCUCAAGUCAGAUGAAGAGGCCGACAGCACUAAAGAAUCUCAGAAUGAGUUAUUCGAAGCACAAGGACAGCUGCAGACCUGGGAUACCGAGGACUUUGGGAGCCCCCAGAAGUCCUGCAGCCCCUCCUUUGACACCCCAGAGAGCCAGAUCCGGGGCAUGUGGGAAGAGCUGGGGGUGGGCAGCCGCGGGCACCUGAGUGAGCAGGAGCUGGCUGUGGUCUGCCAGAGCAUCGGGCUCCGGGGACUCGAGAAAGAGGAACUUGAAGACCUGUUUAACAAACUGGAUCAAGAUGGAGAUGGCAAAGUGAGUCUUGAGGAAUUCCAGCUUGGCCUCUUCAGUCAUGAGCCUGCGCUACUUCUGGAGUCUUCCACUCAAGUUAAACUGAGCAAGCCUUGGUCUCAUUACCAGGUCCCAGAGGAGAGCGGCUGCCACACCACCACGACCUCAUCCCUCGUGUCCCUGUGCUCCAGCCUGCGCCUCUUCUCCAGCAUCGAUGAUGGUUCUGGCUUCGCUUUUCCUGAUCAGAUCCUGGCCAUGUGGACCCAAGAGGGGAUUCAGAAUGGCAGGGAGAUCUUGCAGAGCCUGGACUUCAGUGUGGACGAGAAGGUGAACCUUCUGGAGCUGACCUGGGCCCUUGACAACGAGCUCAUGACAGUGGACAGUGCCGUCCAGCAGGCAGCCCUGGCCUGCUACCACCAGGAGCUGAGCUACCAGCAAGGGCAGGUGGAGCAGCUGGUGAGGGAGCGUGACAAGGCAAGACAGGACCUGGAGAGGGCCGAGAAGAGGAACCUGGAGUUUGUGAAAGAGAUGGAUGACUGCCACUCUGCCCUGGAGCAGCUCACCGAGAAGAAAAUCAAGCAUCUGGAGCAGGGGUACCGGGAAAGGCUGAGCCUCCUGCGGUCUGAGGUGGAGGCAGAGCGAGAGCUGUUCUGGGAGCAGGCCCACAAGCAGAGGGCCGCGCUAGAGUGGGACAUGGGGCGCCUGCAGGCUGAGGAGGCUGGCCUCCGUGAGAAGCUGACCCUGGCCCUGAAGGAAAACAGUCGCCUACAGAAGGAGAUUGUGGAAGUGGCAGAAAAGCUUUCAGAUUCGGAGAGGCUGGCCCUAAAGCUGCAGAAGGACCUAGAGUUUGUGCUGAAGGACAAGCUGGAGCCACAGAGUGCCGAGCUCCUGGCCCAGGAGGAGCGGUUCGCAGCAGUCCUGAAGGAAUACGAGCUCAAGUGCCGGGACCUGCAGGACCGCAAUGAUGAGCUGCAAGCUGAGCUGGAAGGCCUAUGGGCGCGGCUGCCCAAGAACCAGCACAGCCCCUCAUGGAGCCCGGGUGGGUGCAGACGGCAGCUCUCUGGACUCGGCCCAGCAGGCAUUUCAUUCCUGGGUAAUUCUGUUCCAGUGAGUAUAGAAGUGGAGCUGAUGAUGGAGCAGGUGAAGGAGCAUUACCAAGACCUCAGGACCCAGCUGGAGACCAAGGUAAAUUACUACGAAAGGGAAAUUGCGGCACUGAAAAGGAACUUUGAGAAGGAGAGGAAGGACAUGGAGCAGGCUCACAGGCGUGAGGUCAGCGUGCUGGAGGGUCAGAAGGCUGACCUGGAGGAGCGCCACGAGAAGUCUCAGGAGGUCAUCUGGGGCCUGCAGGAGCAGCUGCAGGACACAGCCCACGGCCCCGAGCCUGAGUGGAUGGGCCUGGCGCCCUGCUGCACCCAGGCACUGUGUGGCCUGGCCCUGCAGCAUCAGAGCCACCUGCGGCAGAUCAGGAGAAAGGCCGAGGCAGAGCUGAGCGGAGAGCUGUUGGGGCUGAGAGCCCUGCCCGCUCGCAGAGACCUGACGUUGGAGCUGGAGGAGCCGCUGCAGGGACCCCUGCCACACGGGAGCCGGAGGUCGGAGCAGCUGAACUUGGAGAGUGCACUGAAGCUGCAGCCGUGUGCGAGAGAGAAGGGCGCCCAGAUGUGCGCAUCGUUGGCCCUCGAGGAGGAGGAGUUGGAGCUUGCCGGUGGGAAGCGAGUGGACGGGCUCUCCCAGGAAGCAGAGAUGCUGGGGGCCCUGCCAAAAGAAGGGCUGGUGGCAGGAAGUGGCCAGGAGGGGGCACGUGGCCUCCUGCCACUGAGCCCAUGCUAUGGGGAGCGGCCACUGGCCUGGCUGGCCCCAGGCGAUGGCGGAGAGUCCAAGGAGGCGGCAGGAGCCGGGUCUCGCUGCAGGCAAGCCCAGGACACAGAAGCCACGAAGAGCCCGGACCCCAUCCCUGCCCCGGCAUCCCACGGGCCUUCAGAGAGGUGGUCACACGUACAGCCCUGUGGGGUGGAUUGGGGGACUGUCCCAGAGGAGCCAGAGCUUUUCGGUGUGCCCGCGGGGCUGGAGCAGCCUGGAUCCCGGGAGCUGCCUCUGCUGGGAACAGAGGGGGACGCCUUGCAAACCCAGCCACGGAUGUGGGAGUCACCCCUGAGCCCGGCCGCUUCGUGCAGGGGACAGGCUGAGAGGCCACAGGCCAUUCAGGAAGAGCGAGGGCGAAGCUGGAGCAGGGGCACCCAGGGACAGGCCUCGGAGGAGCAGGCCCGGGCCGAGGGCGCCCUGGAGUCUGCGUGCCAGGAGCACAGCGUGGAGGUCGCCAGGAGAGGGUCCUUGCCAUCCCACCUACAGCUUGCGGACCCACGGGGUUCCGGGCAGGAGCAGCUUGCCGCCCCAGAAGAGGGAGAGACCAAAAUAGCGCUGGAGAGAGAGAAGGAUGACAUGGAAACCAAACUUCUACAUCUGGAAGACGUCCGGGCUCUGGAGAAACAUGUAGAUUUGAGAGAGAAUGACAGACUGGAGUUCCAUAGACUUUCCGAAGAAAACGCUUUGUUGAAAAACGACCUGGGAAGGGUUCGGCAAGAGCUUGAAGCUGCAGAAAGCACUCACAAUGCACAGAGGAAGGAAAUUGAGGUUUUAAAGAAAGACAAGGAAAAGGCCUGCUCUGAGAUGGAGGUGCUCAACAGACAGAAUCAGAACUACAAGGAUCAAUUAUCCCAGCUCAAUGACAGGGUUCUUCAACUGGGACAGGAGGCUUCUACCCACCAGGCCCAAAGUGAGGAGCAUCGUGUGACCAUUCAGCUGUUAACACAGAGCCUGGAGGAGGUGGCGUGCAGCGGGCAGCAGCAGAGUGACCAAAUCCAAAAACUUAAAGUUGAACUUGAAUGCCUGAAUCAGGAAUAUCAGAGCCUGCAACGGUCACAGUCAGAGCUGACCCAGACCCUUGAAGAAAGUCAAGGCCAGGUGCAAGGAGCUCACCUGAGGCUGAGGCAGGCCCAGGCCCAGCACUCGCAGGAGGUCCAGCAGCUGCAGGAGCAGAUGAGCCGGCUGGUGCCCCAGGACCGUGUGGCUGAGCUGCAGCGCCUGCUCAACCUUCAGGGAGAGCAGGCCGGGAGGCGCCUGGAUGCACAGCGGGAAGAACAUGAGAAACAGCUGAAAGCCACAGAAGAGCGGGUAGAAGAGGUGGAGAUGAUUCUGAAGAAUAUGGAAAUGCUCCUCCAAGAGAAAGUGGAUGAGCUGAAGGAGCAGUUUGAAAAGAACAGGAAGUCCGACCUGCUGCUGAAGGAGCUGUAUGUGGAGAAUGCCCACCUGGUGAGAGCACUUCAGGCCACCGAGGAGAAGCAGCGAGACGCCGAGAAACAAAGCCGCAUCUUGGAAGAAAAAGUUCGCGCUCUCAACAAACUCAUCAGUAGGAUUGCCCCUGCAGCCCUCUCUGUGUAAAGACGGAUUGUUUUCCAGGAUUCAUUCGAAAGCACAUCUUUUAAAUUAAGCCACUGUGAUGCCUUAGUUUUCCGUGGGUCAUGAGCAUGAGUCCUGGGACAUCUGAGGAUUGGGAUUCUUUGUUUACCCCCCAGACAGUUAAUGCCCUGCCCUGGGCAAGAUCGGGUUCGGCGGCUGGGGGAAUAUGCAUGUUGCAAAAGCCUGUGUUUUUAUUAGCGGUCCUGAAUAAUUUUCCUUGGCAAAAUUCCGUUUUGCCACUUGUUGGAGGCAGAUUCUGGGAGCUGUCAGCAAGGAGCAGCUAAGUGAGUAGUUAAGGACAGCACUUUCCAUGUGCUACUUCUGACCCGGCUGUCGAUUGAAAUGUAAAAUCAGGCCGGGUGCGGUGGCUCAAGCCUGUAAUCCCAGCACUUUGGGAGGCCGAGAU